Coccomyxa subellipsoidea C-169 is the source of this 693-nucleotide messenger RNA. RefSeq names its product light harvesting complex a protein. The record is from RefSeq and is a predicted model, not a curated record. NCBI's taxonomy places the organism in Eukaryota, Viridiplantae, Chlorophyta, Trebouxiophyceae, Coccomyxaceae. The coding region runs from base 1 to 693 and encodes 230 amino acids. Gene Ontology annotation, cellular component: membrane. The transcript is spliced from 7 exons. Gene Ontology annotation, biological process: photosynthesis, light harvesting in photosystem I; response to light stimulus.
AUGGCUGCCAUGACUCAGAUGUCCCGCUGCGUCCUGGGUGCUAGGCCUGUCGCCCCAUCGUUCACCUCCCUCCGCCCUAGGACGCUGGUCACCAGCGCCGCUCGCGGCCUCUGGCUGCCAGACACAGAGCCCCCGGCUCAUCUGAAGGGGGAGCUCGCUGGGGACCGUGGAUUUGACCCGCUCGGCCUUGGAUCGGAACCCGAGAGGCUCAAGUGGUACACCGAGGCAGAGAAGACCAACGGCAGGUGGGCCAUGGCUGGUGUUGCUGGAAUCCUUGGCCAGGAGCUGUUGGGUGUGCAGCCCAAGUGGUUUGAGGCAGGUGCCAAGGACUACGGCUUCCCUCCCCUGGCCCUGAUCUCCCUGGAGUUCCUGCUCCUGGGCUUCCUCGAGCUCAAGAGGUACCAGGGCUUCAAGAAGACCGGCAAGUCUGGCUUCCUGGACUCCUUCCCCUUCGACCCUGCCAACCUGGACUCUGAGGCCAACGCCGAGAAGGAGAUCAAGAACGGCCGUCUUGCCAUGGUUGCGUUUGUUGGAUUUGUCGGUGCUGCUCUGGUGUGCCGUCAGGGCCCCAUUGAGGCCCUCCAGUCCCACCUGUCAGACCCCUUCAGCAACAACAUCAUCGGCAGCAUUGCCAGGCUUCCAGAGACCAUUGGAGCCACAUUCCCAGCUGCGGCACCGCCUGCUCUGGAGUAA